AUGGCCGACAAUACCCUCGGCCGUCCCCAGCCCCUCGCCGUCUCAAGGCCUGUGAGCGAAGCGCUCCUUAACGAGAAGUGGGACCGCUGCCUCUCGAACCUCCUCGUCAAGUCCACCCUCGGUCUCGGUUUCGGCGUCGUCUUCUCCGUCCUCUUGUUCAAGCGCAGAGCCUGGCCCGCCUUUGUCGGUGUUGGUUUCGGUGCCGGACGCGCUUACGAGGAGUGCAAUUUCAGUCUCAAGCAGGCCGCCCGCGAUCUGAAGAAGCAGGCUGCGUAG
This is a messenger RNA of Emericellopsis cladophorae, 276 nucleotides long. RefSeq lists its product as uncharacterized. Lineage: Eukaryota; Fungi; Ascomycota; Sordariomycetes; Hypocreales; Bionectriaceae. Gene Ontology annotation, cellular component: mitochondrial inner membrane; mitochondrion; MICOS complex. Bases 1 to 276 code for a protein of 91 amino acids. The transcript is spliced from 2 exons. The record is from RefSeq and is a predicted model, not a curated record.